GUGACGUCACAAAGAUGACAUGAAAUUACGGAAAUCAGAAAUGGCUGCGAUAGGUAGUGGACGGGGAACUAUGGAUUCCCAAAAUCAAGUGCAAAGUGAUACUGUAGAUCGAUUAAAAUUGCUUUAUCCUAAUGUGAAUGAAGAAGAGACUCCUUUACCCCGUGCGUGGAGCACUAAAGAUAAGUUCAGCUACAUCGGACUGUCGCAAAAUAAUCUACGAGUGCAUUAUAAAGGUGGCACGCAGGGCCCGGGACGGAGACCCCACCUGCCAUACCUCCACUUACGCCUUUGGAUGUAUCGUCAUGGUAAGACUCACAGAGACGCGGCCAGCGUCAGGGCAACACAUCCGAUACCCGCCGCGUGUGGGCUCUACUACUUCGAGGUUAGAAUCGUAUCUAAAGGACGGGACGGGUACAUGGGGAUCGGACUGUCCGCACAUGGAGUCAACAUGAACAGAUUGCCCGGAGUUGGCCGCUUUCCUCCAGGGUGGGACAAGCAUUCCUACGGCUACCACGGAGACGACGGCCAUUCGUUUUGUUCUUCCGGUACCGGGCAGCCCUACGGACCCACGUUCACGACCGGAGACGUCAUCGGAUGUGGAGUUAACUUGGUCGACAACACGUGCUUCUACACCAAGAAUGGACAUCAUUUAGGAAUUGCUUUCAGAGGACUACCGCCAAAUUUAUAUCCGACAGUCGGCCUUCAGACGCCCGGCGAGGUGGUGGACACGAACUUCGGUCAGCAGCCGUUCGUUUUCGACAUCGAGGACAUGCUGAAGGAACUGCGCGCCCGGACCAGGGUCGCCAUCGACGAGUUCCCGCUGCCCGACGAGCAGGGACAGUGGCAGCAGGUGUUGCACAGGAUGGUGUCGACGUACCUGGUGCACCACGGGUACUGCAGCACGGCGCAGGCCUUCUCCCGCGCCACCGGACAGCCCAUAGACGAGGAUAUAGCGUCUAUUAAAAACAGACAGAGGGUGUCGAAGCUGGUGCUGGCGGGGCGCGUGGGCGAGGCCGUGGAGACCACGCGGCGCCUGUGGCCCGGCCUGCUGGAGCGCGACCCCGAUCUGCUGUUCCUGCUCAAGUGCAGGCAGUUCGUAGAGAUGGUCAACGGCACCGACUGCGAGGCGAGCGAGGACGGCGCCAACGGAGUGGCCACCUCCGUCAUCUCGCACACCGGCCGCCCGCACAAGCGCAGCAAUGGCGUGGCGGCGGACGCGGCGGAGGAGGGCGGCGGGCGCGACGUGGACAUGGCGCCCGCCGCCAACGGAGACCACGAAGAUGAGGCGCUGCCGCUCGUGAAGGGGAUGCCGGGGGUGACGGCCAGCGUUGCCGCCCUGCUGCCGGACCGGUUCGAGGCGGACGCGAGCAGCCAGCGCGCCUCCGUGGAGAGGAUGCUGGCCUUCGGGCGCGAGCUGUACGCCAUGAGCCAGAAGCUGAGCCAGGACCUGUACCACAAGUCCAUGCUGGAGGACGCCUUCAGCCUGCUGGCCUACAGCAACCCGUGGGACAGUCCCGUGGGCUGGCAGCUGGAGCCGGUGCGCCGGGAGGCUGUCUGCGACGCGCUCAACUCCGCCAUACUCGAGUCCCAGGGCAUGCAGUGGUCGUCCCCCGUGGAGGCCUGCGUGUCGCACGCGCGCUCCCUGCUGCGCCGCAUGUCGCGCGCCUCCCUCGGGGCCUGCGCCUUCGCCGACCUGUCCGCCCUGCUCGCGCGCUGAGCCCCCGCCGAGCCCCCCGCCGAGCUCCCCAUCGAGCCCCCCACCGAGCCCCCACUGAGCCCCCACUGAGCCCCCACCCGACUCACUGACAAUAACCUUAAUAAACAAGUGUUUAACCUCAACCUGACAAAACCAACGAUUAAUUAAGUUGGUCAUGCAAUACUGAUUAAAUACAUAACCGUUAUGUAUAUGAGAAUAGACGUUCUAAUAAGUGUUAAGCUAUUCGUGAACAUCGUUAGGGGGGACAUCCGGGGGGCGGCCGGGGGACGGCAGGGGGACAGCCCGGGGACGGGUGGGGACGGGCGCGUCUUCCUUGUCUGACCAUUUAAUAUUAACAAAGCGUUUUGUACAGCCAUGAGGAUUUAAGUACGUGACACAUGUCAUUUUGAAAACUACAAAGUUAUAGACGAAUUCAAACGAACAUAACUCGUAUUGUACAUACAAAUAAAGAUAAGAUUGCCGUGUACGCGACCCGCUUGAACGCACACGCAGGCCUGCAGCACUGUAUCGUUGGAGCCGUGCGUGUCGUGGCUCUCCUAUUGCGAUGGGAGUUAGUGUCAUUAUCGCGUGGCACCGACAAGUCGACUGAGAAACGUCUCGAGCGCCAGUUUAUACAAAUAAAUAUAUUAUGUGUGUUCAUGUAUUUUUAAUUAUCGUAUUUUACACGUCUCUCGAUGCGGUAUGAUAAUGUAUCGAUAAUCUCACGGUCGAAUUAAUCUGGCGUUUGAGAUAUAUAAUUAAAAAAAAAAAGUGAUAAAAAUGUGUUGUAAAAAGUGCUUCUGAGUAAACGAUAAGGACGUUUGAUAUUGUUUAGUAACGGUGGCGAGGGGGCCGCGGGGACUCGGGCCUGCCGUCGCCCGUGGACAUCGGCAGAGAUGCAAACUAAACAUUUGUAGCGAAUGUCGUUUUAACACCUCGCGCAUCAUAGAGUGCACGUUGUGUUUAAGACGACGGUGUAGGUUCAGUAAGGAGCUCCCGCUGCCCGGUGGCGCAGGCCCCGCGGUCAGUGGAGCCCCGGGCGCCCCCUCACUAAUAGUGUUAACAGUCUCGUAGUAUAAUAAUGCUAAGAAUCAUGAAUUAAUAAUUAAAAAAAAAUCGUCGCUGCUUUUUACGCUCGUAAGUUUUUUAAAUGUUAUUUUUGUUCCAAAUGUAAAUUUGAAGUCAUUUUAAUUUGAACUUUGCUAACUCACCUCACGACAGUGCGAGACUCGGCUGAAGCUGGCAACACAGUGACGCUCGGUGCGGUCCGCUCGAGGCUGGCAACCCUGGCCGCGUCUAUUACGCACUCGGCUAACUCCGUUCGUUAAUUUUCGUGUCGUGCGAAUGUUAAUCGCAAUAAUUGCCUUUUUUAAAUAAUAUUUUUGUACAUAUUUAGCGAUAAAAGCAGUAUUAGAUGAAUUUUUGGUGGAUUAGGCGUUUCACUACAAUGUACAGACACUGUAGGACGCCGCUGGACUGUCAUUCGUUUUAAAAUCAAUUAAAAAUGUGUUUGCCCUCAUUUUCAUCCCGCUCGACUGUAUCUGAACGCAAGAGGUAGCUCUGUAAUGAGUAAUUACUAAUUAAUCCUUACGGUAUAAUAUAUGAUACUGUGUUGUGUGCGUACACACGUGGUCACACGCCCAUAAGUUUUGUGCCUUACAGUUUCUGCGACCUCUAUCGACAGUUUCAAUUGACAAGUUCAGAAUAUUGUGGUUGGGUUGUUUUCAAAACUUUUCUUCUAGCUUUAUAUUCUACUAUCUAGUGCAGUGUUUCCCAACCUUUUUUGUGCCAUGCCCCACUGUAACAUUUCAAAAAUUUUUAUGCCCCCAUACAUAAUUUUUAACAUGAAAAAUUUGAUUUGUUCACAUAAAACAACAUUAACGAUAGGUUUUAGGAAGAAAUCACUAUGAAAAUGUUAUCAAAACACACACUAAGUAAUACUUCAAAACUAAUAAUAAAAAACUGAAAUUCAAGAUCAAAAUAAUUUUAAUACAGAUUUUUUUAUAUUAAUUUAGUGCGAUUGCCCCCCUUAACUAUCAAAUCGCCCCCUAGUGGGGCGUGCGCUCCACGUUGGGCAACACCGAUCUAGUGUAUCCAUGUAAUUAUAUGUAUUAAACUAUUAAAGCGAUAUAUUAUAAAUUGCGAUUCCGUGGGUAUGGGACGCGGCCUGUGAGCUGCUGCAAGAGUGGCCUCCUUCAGCUCGUCUGUGCAUUGUGAGAACAUAUUGAACCAAUGAGUACGAAGUAAAAAGUUCUUUUGAUCGCCGUCGACCCGUGUGUACUGUGUAAAGAUGAGUCUACAAUAUUCUUCGUAUUGUAUUGUUUUCUUUUUUUUAAAUAAUAUAUUGUGUUUAAACGGU
Messenger RNA from Bombyx mori (domestic silkworm), 4055 nucleotides. RefSeq names its product ran-binding protein 10 (gene RanBPM). Gene Ontology annotation, molecular function: protein binding. Bases 20 to 1717 code for a protein of 565 amino acids. Gene Ontology annotation, cellular component: cytoplasm; nucleus. Gene Ontology annotation, biological process: proteasome-mediated ubiquitin-dependent protein catabolic process. The transcript has 13 exons. NCBI's taxonomy places the organism in Eukaryota, Metazoa, Arthropoda, Insecta, Lepidoptera, Bombycidae. The record is from RefSeq and is a predicted model, not a curated record.